This is a messenger RNA of Lasiosphaeria miniovina, 1265 nucleotides long. RefSeq lists its product as uncharacterized. The transcript has 2 exons. The record is from RefSeq and is a predicted model, not a curated record. Lineage: Eukaryota; Fungi; Ascomycota; Sordariomycetes; Sordariales; Lasiosphaeriaceae. The coding region runs from base 287 to 1222 and encodes 311 amino acids.
GCGGAAGAAACGCGUCCCUGCUCAGCCGCAUUGGCCACUCCUCAUCGCAUCUCAACCUCGUUUCGUAUCCCAUUGCCGCCUCGUCGCGACCCCAAUCCAGCAGUGUGCUUCGCAAGUUGCUAUGACGAUAAUCCGAGAUUGAAAUUAGGAUACCACGAUUGAUUUGCUUGAGAUGGAAAUCUUCGGCUCCCAACCUCAGAAUUGACUCAUUUGUCAUCAUCCGACUCAUCCCUGAACUUGACAGCUCGCCCGUCAUCAUCGGCUCGAACUGAAGCCAAAGCCUAGUAUGGCUUCGGCAAACCCUGCUGCGACAUCAGCACCCCUUCGGAACCUGCCACCCGUGUCCAGCAGCACCGUCUCUCCACCCUCGGCGCCGGCUCCUUCCUCGCUGCGUCAGACGUCGUCCUGGCCGAGCCGGAGCCAAGGGACCUCUCCGCCUCCGACAGCUGCCAGCGCACAUGCAAGUUCGCGUCUCCAACACCCUGCACGACUCGGGACGGCGAAAUCUCCCUUGUCCCGGCUCAACCACUUUGCGUCCUGGUCCUGGAAGAAGGUCGCGUCGAACCCGACGGUGCUCAUCACGGGCGUCAUAAUCGGCGUCAUCGCGGCCGUGCCCACGUACCGCGCCUACGUGAUUGGCCAGUGGACCGCCUGGAAGGACUACAUUGACUACUGUCGGAAUGUCGACAUGACAACAUUGGCGGCCUCGAAACAGCAAGACUGCCAGCGGGCAAUCGAUGUCGGGCUGGGCCCGCCGCCGUACACGCCGCUGCACCGCGUCAAGCAGACGGUCAACGAGAUGGUGCUGCGGGCCCGCGGCGUGAAUGAACCAAGCCCGCCGCCCGCUCCACCGGCUUACAGCUCGUGGGCAUGGACCUACAAGCUGUUUCUCGCCCUCACGGUCGUGCCGUUCGUCUUCUUCACCUUUGUGAUGGUGUUCACCUUUGUCUCGUCCUGGCUUGCCGCCGGCUAUUACGUCUCGCGCCAGCCGCUCUGGGGGUCCGUGGGCCGCUACCGAAGAGUUAUCUCGCAGGCUGCCAUGUCCGUCGCGGUCCUCCUCGGCCUGGUCUGGUCUAUCCAGUCGUACUUUUCAGCCAGCAAAGCGCUGCAGACAUCAAGAGAGAACGCCAUGCAGGAAUUCUUGAACUACUGCAGCAGUGUCCAGGUGACUACCCGUUCCCCAAGAUGUCUUGUCUUUUCGUGUGUAAAUACAGCCGGCUAACACCGCGUGUUAUCAAUUAACCAGGCUGGACACCCACAGUAUG